This is a messenger RNA of Cucumis sativus (cucumber), 1564 nucleotides long. RefSeq lists its product as uncharacterized. The record is from RefSeq and is a predicted model, not a curated record. Gene Ontology annotation, biological process: positive regulation of cytoplasmic translation. Gene Ontology annotation, cellular component: cytoplasm. NCBI's taxonomy places the organism in Eukaryota, Viridiplantae, Streptophyta, Magnoliopsida, Cucurbitales, Cucurbitaceae. The transcript has 8 exons. Gene Ontology annotation, molecular function: single-stranded RNA binding; mRNA binding; zinc ion binding. Bases 107 to 1441 code for a protein of 444 amino acids.
CCACACAAAACACAAUACUUCCAUUUUGGUUCUUCAGUUCGAACACUAUGGUCAUUGCUACUUGGUAGUCUCAUAUCCACUUCUUCCCAUGUAACCCUUCUUCGAGAUGUCCUCAUCGCUCUGUUUCUCAAUUCCGGCAUUGACGCCGCACUACUGGCGCCCGAAGAACUUCAGAUUUUUCCUUUUACUUCAAUCAAACCGAUGUAUUUGCUUCGCACCUCGCUUCGUUGCUUCCUUGAACAACGACGACUCUGUUGCAAUACCCAAACCUGCUCCGCUGGCUUUCGAUCCCGCGGAGGAGCUGUACGGACUUGACGUCGAUUUAAAACCCAGGAAUUCAGCUUCUAGCGCACCUGAACCCAGGUCCUGGUUUGGCCCAAAUGGUCAGUAUAUUAAAGAAUUACCAUGUCCAAGUUGCCGAGGUAGGGGUUAUGCGCCUUGUACGGAAUGUGGAAUUGAAAGAUCCCGUGCUGACUGUUCUGUGUGUAAUGGAAAGGGUAUAGUGACCUGCCACCAAUGUUUGGGGGAUCGUGUCAUAUGGGAAGAGUCCAUUGAUGAAAGACCAUGGGAGAAAGCACGCUCCACUUCUCCUUUAAGAAUGAAGGAGGAUGAUGAAGUCGAUAACUUGGAAAUAAAGCUGGAAGAAAAGAAGAAAUCGAAGCGUGUUUACCAAUCACCUCCUCCUGAAGUUGGUUUAAAGAUCAGUCGAUCAUUAAAAAUUCUCAAUGCCAAAACAGGUAUAUUUAGUAAGAGAAUGAAGAUUAUCCAUCGUGACCCUGCUCUUCAUGCUCAGAGAGUGGCUGCAAUUAAGAAAGCCAAAGGAAGUGCUGAAGCAAGAAAACGUACUUCUGAGGCUUUGAAAGCAUUCUUUAGUGACCCAGAAAACCGUAGAAAGCGGAGCAGUGCAAUGAAAGGAGUGAAAUUUUACUGUAAAAACUGUGGCCGUGAAGGGCAUCGAAGACACUAUUGCCCCGAACUUAAGGAAGAUUCCAUCGAUAGGCGAUUCAGAUGUCGAGUAUGUGGAGAGAAGGGCCAUAACAGGAAGACUUGUGAGAAGUCUGGGUUGAAUGUUACACCAAUAACCGCAACAAUUCAGCGUCACUGUGGGAUAUGUGGUUUGAAGGGCCACAACAAGAGGAACUGUCAGAAGUCCGAUGCACAUCGUCAGAGCCAUCAAAACGUGUUGAGGCCGAACUUGAUAAGUGAAUACAGGGCGAGCAAUGAAAAUAGGAGAGUGAGGCAGUAUCAUUGUAGGAUUUGCAAGGAAAGCGGGCACAGUCAACGGAAUUGUCCCAGUACUGAUCGGGAAGGCAAUGGUCUGAGUACUAGAAGAUCAUACAGUUGCAAACUUUGUCAUGAAAAAGGGCACAAUAUUAGGACAUGCCCAAAUAGAAGUACGAAUAAUCUACAGAAAAAUCCUCCUGUUGCUUUAAACCAAUAAUUUUUAUUGUAGUAUUCAUUGAAAUUCAACUACAUUUAUGACAUGAAGCAACGCUCAAGGAAAGAUUGAUGACAUGAAAUUCAACUACAUUUAUGACAUGAAGUAACAAAUUUAUUUUAUUUA